This is a messenger RNA of Xenopus laevis (African clawed frog), 1633 nucleotides long. It is a transcript of the gene nipal2.S, whose product is annotated as NIPA-like domain containing 2 S homeolog. Gene Ontology annotation, cellular component: membrane. Gene Ontology annotation, molecular function: magnesium ion transmembrane transporter activity. Gene Ontology annotation, biological process: magnesium ion transmembrane transport; magnesium ion transport. The record is from RefSeq and is marked predicted. NCBI's taxonomy places the organism in Eukaryota, Metazoa, Chordata, Amphibia, Anura, Pipidae.
GAAGUACUAACAGCUGCUUCUCAUCUCAUCUCAUCUCAGCCAAGCUCAGUGCUCAGCCCUAUGGAAACUCCUGCCAACUUUUCUAUGAGAUCUGUACCAGACCAUCCGUCCUCCCCUUGGUGAAGGGGCAAGCCAGGCCCCCCCAUGGCUUUUGUGUCUGACAAUAGCACAUUGGGACAAUAUGGUGAAUAUGGCAAUGGCACAAGCAUAGGCAACCUGUGGAAAAAUGCUCAGCCGGCUGAAAUCGUCGGCAUUGUUUUGUCAAUCUCUGGAAGUUUCUUAAUAAGCAUCUCUCUUAAUCUCCAGAAAUACACUCAUGUCCGGCUUGCGUGUCAGCAAGACCCUUUACCCUAUUACAAAAGCAAGUUAUGGUGGUUUGGGAUGUUCCUCAUGGGAGUCGGGGAGCUUGGAAACUUUACAGCCUAUGGCUUUGCCCCAGCUACACUCAUUGCACCUCUAGGAUGUGUGGCUGUAAUAGGAAGUGCUGCUAUAUCUGUGGUGUUCCUGAAAGAAACCCUGAGGCCGUCCGAUAUAGUAGGCGGAACCUUGUCAAUUGCAGGAACCUACCUCUUAGUCACUUUUUCUCCCAAUGUAUCGGAAGAAAUAACCGCCUUGAAAGUGCAGAGAUAUGUUGUGAGCUGGCCCUUUCUACUUUAUUUGAUCAUAGAAAUAAUAAUCUUUUGUGUCUUGCUGUAUUUCCUUGAAAGAAAGGGACUGAACCAUAUUGUGGUUUUGCUGCUGCUGGUAUCGCUGCUGGCUUCAUUGACAGUGAUUUCUGUUAAAGCUGUUUCGGGCAUGCUGGUACUGACAUUUAAGGGAUCAAUGCAGCUGACUUAUCCUAUAUUCUACGUCAUGUUUGUGGUAAUGGUGGUGUCCUGUGUAUUUCAGGUCAAGUUCCUAAAUCAAGCCAUGCAGCUAUAUAAUGCAACUGAAGUGGUGCCGAUUAACUUUGUAUUUUUCACAACAAGUGCGAUACUUGCAGGAGUAAUAUUUUACCAGGAAUUUGAUGGUGCUUCCAUAUUCAAUAUUUUGAUGUUUAUCUUUGGGUGUUUUUUGUCCUUCUUUGGGGUGGUCCUGAUAUCCAAAAACCAAGAAAAGCGUGAGCCUCCAGAGCCCUUUAUUAAAAUCGGUGAAAUCCCGGGGAAGGAAACAGUUGAUGUGAUCCAGCCAGAAUCAAUGUCAUAUGGGACCAUGUCGAAUUAGUUACUCAUCAGCAGCCAAAGCCAAGAUGAAAGAAAAUGAAAUUGGGUCAUGGAGGGGAUAGAAUUUAUUUAUCGCCUCUGAUUUUUCCGCUCUGCAUCGUGCCUGCAUUCAAAUCACUUUAUGAUUUUUUCAUGCAACCAAAAAAAAACCCGUUAUGUUUUCCUAAGGGCCUUUGAUGUCAUUCUGACUUUAUGUUUGAAUGUUGUCAUCCUAUGUGCCUGUACUGUACCUGUUUGAUGAAUGACAAAUCCUAAGCAGUCCUUACUACUUAUUUAUAGUUAAUGUAUAUUUAUUUUUAGUUUUCAUGUGUUUUCAAUGAAGAAAGGUGGCUUGUAUGCAUUUAGUCCUUAAAGGGCAUGUAAAGUCUAAAAUAGAAUAAGGCUAGAAAUGCUGUAUUUUGUAUACUAAAUAUAAACAUGAAUUUACUGCA